GGUCGACCGUCAAAACAUAAUCUGAAAAUUUGAACGUGAUUUGUGGGGUGGAGUUGCAUGUGUGAUGAAUUUUAUUACUGCAUACGCGUAAUUUUAUAUUAUUUGCAUACAUAAGCUAAAUUUUGUAAUCAUAAUUAUCAUCUUAUUCUAUUGCCGUUGACGUGAAAAAUAUAUUUAUAAAUUGCAACCUACAUGAGCAGUCAAGAGCAAAUCGAUGCUAGUUUUUUAAGAGAACGAUUCCUUGAAGUAAUUUCAAAUUUUGAAGGUAAACAUUGUUCUAUUUUAUUAUAUGAUAACUCAACAGUAGAAGCAACAUUAAUUGGUACAACUGGAGAAUACAAUCAUAUUGCUGUUGAAGAUUUACAUACUCCAAUUGGAAUUGUUUCUAGUGCAUUGCUUAGAACAAAAGAUAUACAGAAACUUAUUAUAAAAACUAGUAUUGAAAAUGUCUGACAUGGAGCUCUUUUUAACUAUUGGCCUUUCAGAAGCUAAAGCCAAAGAGACCAUUAAAAAUAAAAAUUUGAGUUUAAAUUUGAAAAAUGUGAUCAAUGAAUUUUUAAAAACAGGGAAAUCUAUAGUUGAGUAUGGAAUUUUACUUUAUCAUUUUGCAUCAAAGAUAAAAAAUCAAGAUUCCAAACACUUAUCUUUAAUGGUUUCAUACAUAUCUAAUGAUAAACUAGAUACUAUUCAAAGAAUAGAUUGUGCAUUAGAAUAUUUACGUUCGUCAAUUUCUGAAACUGAAAUUAAUUUACCAGAUUUUGAAAAAACAUGUGGUAUUGGUAUUGUUGUUACCCCUGAACAAAUAGAGCAAACAGUUAAAUCUAUUAUAACGCAAAGCAAAAAUGAGUUGUUAGAAAAAAGGUAUAAGUUUAACAUUGGUGGUCUCAUGCAAGAAGUGAGAAAACAACUUCCCUGGGCUGAUGGUAAAACUGUGAAAAAUGAAGUAGAUAUUCAAGUAUUAGAACUUUUGGGAGCUAAAACUGAAGCUGAUUUAGCUCCUGUACAAAAACAGAAAAAAAUGAAAGAUACUAAACCUGAUAUUGAAAAAAAAUCCUUGAUUUAUACACCAAUGUCUAUUGAAGAAGUAGUAAGUAAAGUAGAUUUUCAUAAACCUGGAGAAAACUUCAAAACCAAUGGCUAUGUUAUUACUCCAAAUACAGAAAAACUAUUGGCAAAACAUCUUAAAGAAACUCAUGGAAAAGUAAUUACUAGGUUUCCUCCUGAACCUAAUGGAAUUUUACAUAUUGGACAUGCCAAAGCAAUUAAUAUUAACUUUGGAUUUGCUAAAGCUUCCAAAGGAGAAUGUAUUCUUAGGUAUGAUGACACUAAUCCAGAGAAAGAAGAAGAGAAAUUUUUUAUUGGAAUCAAAGACAUGGUAGAAUGGCUAGGUUAUCACCCAAUCAAAAUUACUCAUUCAUCUGAUUAUUUUGAUCAGUUGUAUGCAUGGGCCAUUGAAUUAACUAAAAAAGGACUAGCUUAUGUUUGUCAUCAAAAACAACAGGACAUGCAAGGAUUCAACCCUCCCCCAUCUCCUUGGCGUAAUCGCCCAAUUGAAGAAAAUUUAGCUUUAUUAAAUGAUAUGAAAAAUGGAGUUUUUGAUGAAGGUGAAGCAACUUUAAGGAUGAAAGUCACACUUGAAGAAGGCAAACAAGAUCCUGUUGCAUAUCGUAUUAAGUUUCUACCACAUCAUAGGACAAAAGACAAGUGGUGUAUUUAUCCUACUUAUGAUUAUACUCAUUGUCUUUGUGAUUCUAUAGAAAAUAUUACUCAUUCUCUGUGUACAAAAGAAUUUCAGAGCCGUAGAUCUGCUUACUAUUGGCUUUGUAAUUCAUUAGAUCUUUAUUGUCCAGUGCAGUGGGAAUAUGGUAGACUCAAUAUGAAUUACACUGUUGUUUCUAAAAGAAAAAUUGCUAAACUUAUUGAAAAUAAAAUUAUUAAUGAUUGGGAUGACCCUCGUUUAUAUACAUUAAGUGCAUUGCGCCGAAGAGGUUUUCCAGCUCAGUCUAUUAAUUCAUUUUGUGCACGGAUGGGAGUGACUGGAGCACAAACAAUUGUUGAUCCACAAAUGCUUGAAUCUGAAGUACAAGAUUUCUUAAAUAUCACAGCGUCUAGAACUAUGGUUGUUCAGGAACCUAUUAAAAUUAUAAUUAUCAAUUUUAAUGAACUUAAAAAAUCAAAUGUAAUUAGUGUACCUGAUUAUCCAAGUGAUCCAGAUAAAGGAUGUCAUAAUAUUGAAUUUUCAUCAGUUAUAUAUAUUGAAUCCAGUGAUUUUUGUGAAAAUGGAGAAAAAGAUUAUAGACGUUUGACUAUUAGUCAAACAGUAGGAUUAAGAUAUGCUGGUAUUGUAGUCAAAGUAAUUGAAGUAAUAAAAUUAGAUACAUCGAUUGUAGAAAUUCGAGUGAAGGCUACACUAGUUGAAGAAACUCAAAAACCAAAAGCGUUUAUUCAUUGGGUUUCAAAUCCAAUAGAAGUCAAAGUUAAAUUGUAUAGUAGAUUGUUCAUGCACAAAAAUCCAGAGGAUUCUAGUCAAGUUCCUAAUGGUUACUUAAGUGAUAUUAACCCAAAUUCAUUAAAAAUUGUUACUGCAUUUGCAGAUAAUCAUUUACUUAAGUCUCCAAUACUUAAAACUUAUCAAUUUGAAAGAUUGGGUUACUAUUGUGUUGAUUAUGACUCAACAGACACUGAGUUAGUCUUCAAUAGAACUAUUGUUUUGAAAGAUAGCACAACUAAAUAAUGUUAUGUGUGAUUAUUUAUUAUGCCAAUAAAAUAUAUACGUUUAAGUUA
Daktulosphaira vitifoliae (grape phylloxera) is the source of this 2784-nucleotide messenger RNA. It is a transcript of the gene GlnRS, whose product is annotated as probable glutamine--tRNA ligase. Gene Ontology annotation, cellular component: cytosol; cytoplasm; aminoacyl-tRNA synthetase multienzyme complex. NCBI's taxonomy places the organism in Eukaryota, Metazoa, Arthropoda, Insecta, Hemiptera, Phylloxeridae. Gene Ontology annotation, molecular function: ATP binding; glutamine-tRNA ligase activity. The record is from RefSeq and is a predicted model, not a curated record. Gene Ontology annotation, biological process: translation; glutaminyl-tRNA aminoacylation. The transcript has 4 exons. The coding region runs from base 446 to 2734 and encodes 762 amino acids.